AUGGGAGCCAGUUGCCAGGACCAGAAAAAGGCGUUGGCCAUCUGUCUUCAAAGAUCGCCAUGCGUCCUCAUCGAGCGGAACACCCCCAAAAAAUGUCUCACCGACCCCAAGUUGAAAAAAGAAUUGCCCGAGUUGUGCGUGGCCAAUUUCAAGGCGUUUAUGAAAUGCAAAAACGGCUUUUUCGACAUGCGCAAGCGCAUGCGGGGAAACGCCCCGUUGUCGACAGGGAAGUACGACGAGAUGUACGAGAAGCUCUCGACCGGUGACUUUGAUGCUCACGAGGAAAUGCGUAAGCUUGACAUGUUGAACAAGAAUUUGGCCAAGGAAAAGGCGUACCCUGAAAAGAGCGCCGAGUAG
Molecule: messenger RNA, 357 nt
Organism: Metschnikowia bicuspidata var. bicuspidata NRRL YB-4993
Lineage: Eukaryota; Fungi; Ascomycota; Pichiomycetes; Serinales; Metschnikowiaceae
Exons: 2
Coding region: 1-357 (118 amino acids)
Biological process (GO): mitochondrial respiratory chain complex IV assembly
Cellular component (GO): mitochondrion
Source: RefSeq, a predicted model, not a curated record